Molecule: messenger RNA, 2586 nt
Organism: Mercurialis annua (annual mercury)
Lineage: Eukaryota; Viridiplantae; Streptophyta; Magnoliopsida; Malpighiales; Euphorbiaceae
Product: rust resistance kinase Lr10-like
Exons: 5
Coding region: 499-2439 (646 amino acids)
Biological process (GO): protein phosphorylation
Molecular function (GO): protein kinase activity; polysaccharide binding; ATP binding
Source: RefSeq, a predicted model, not a curated record
UCCUUCGGGCAUCUCCACAACUCUGUUCAUAGAGGGACGUUCAUCCGGCUUCAUCUGUAUGCACCACAACGCGACUAUCAUCAUCUUUUUUUAUCAAGAAUGUUCACAUAACUAAAUCAAACCCUAUGUUUUGCCAUUUUAUCACUGGAUUCAAGUAUCAAGCAAGUCAGCCUGAGAUCCCUGCUUAGGUCCGAAGAGAACAUUUGCCCAUAAAACGGUCACUCUAUACAGGGACACCCUUUGUCGCAAACUGCUUGCAGCUUGAUAAUCCUGAUAAGUGAUUACCAAUGCUUAAGGAAGAUGUGUCAAAAAUUCUGUACGAGUCAAACUACGUACUUAGACAAGCAAUCGGAUUAGAAUAACUAUAUAUGAGUAAAUUGACUCCAAUUUAUAGAAAACGACACUUGCCGGGAAAAGAGUCAUUCAUUUGUAGACAAGAAGAUCAUAUCCAAAAUAUCUUGCUUCAGAUGAAUUAAAUAUCUCACACUCCCCUCCUCAAUGUCAAGGUCCAAUCUUUCUUUCACUCUAAUAUCAACCCUUGUUUCUGUUCUUGUUCUUCAAUUAUGCAUUAAAGCAUGCAAUGCCCAGAUGACCCAUGUCUGUCCGCCUUCUUCUUGCGGCAAUAUUCGCAACAUCAGCUACCCUCUUCGAUUAAAAGGCGACCCACAACACUGUGGCUUCCCGUUAUAUGAACUUUCGUGCGAAAACAAUCAAACAGUUUUAAACUUAUACUCUACCAAAUACUAUGUUCAAGCCAUUGAUUACUCUGAUUCCUCACUAAGAAUCGUUGAUGCUGCUAUAUCUAUUGAUGAUUGCUCUUCACUUCCUCAGUUUUCAAUGACUGGCUUCAAUUUCAGCUAUGAGGAUCCAUUUGAUUAUAAAGCAAACAGGCGGAGUUAUGAUUUUAACACGUUACAAAAGCGUAAUAAGGUUAUAACUUUCCUAAAAUGUGCAAAUCCUGUUAAUUCUCCGGUUUAUUUGGAUACUGGUGUUUGUAUCCCUGAGAAUUAUUCUUAUGUUAUUGAUAAUUUUACUAGUGUAGCUGAUGUGGUGAAUUCUUGUAGAAUCGAUUUGAUGGUUUUGUCAGCAGCAGUAGCUAGAGUUGGUAAUAAUGUUUCUGUUGUUGAUGUUCAUAACGAUUUGGCAUUUGGGUUUCAUAUUUGGUGGAAACAAAUCAAUUAUUCAGUUUGUAAAGGAAGGGAAUACGGCUGGUAUUCCUGGACUCACUGCUCAGGAGGGUUUAAUAUUCUGAUCUUCUUAAUAGCAAGUAGCUGGGCCAUCUCGAUGAUUAUUGGAGCGCUCGUUGUGACAAAACACAUCCUCUGCACUCCUUGUGUGUUGGCAUUCUUGGCCUACACAUGGUCGAGGAGGCAUGUGUCGAUGUACGACAAUAUAGAAGAAUUCCUUCAAAGUCAAAAUAACCUUGGUCCAGUAAGGUAUCCUUAUUCAGCUAUUCGGAAAAUGACCAACGGUUUUAAGGAUAAGUUGGGCGAAGGAGGGUAUGGUUCUGUAUAUAAAGGAAAGCUUCGCAGUGGCCGUUUCGCAGCAGUAAAGAUAUUAGGCAAGUCAAAAGCAAAUGGCCAAGAUUUUAUCAACGAAGUGGCAUCCAUCGGACAGGUUCACCACAUCAAUGUAGUACAACUAAUUGGUUUUUGUGCCGAGGGAUCAAAGCGCGCUCUUGUAUAUGAUUUCAUGCCUCAUGGAUCUCUCGAUAAAUAUGUUUUAUCUCAAGAAAAGAAUAUCCAUUUGAGUUGGAAAAAGAUGCACGAGGUAGCACUUGGAGUUGCUCGUGGCAUUGAUUAUCUACAUCGAGGUUGUAAGAUACAAAUUUUGCAUUUCGACAUUAAACCUCAUAACAUCCUUCUCGACGAGAAUUUCGUUCCAAAAGUUUCCGAUUUUGGACUUGCCAAACUGCAGGCAACAAGUGACAGCAAUGUGACUCUUACUGCUGCAAGAGGAACAAUCGGAUACAUAGCACCGGAAUUGUUCUACAAAAACAUUGGGGGCGUUUCAUACAAAGCCGACGUCUAUAGUUUCGGAAUGUUGUUAAUGGAAAUGGUGGGAAAGAAAAACAACUCAAAUGCAGAAGCAGAACAUUCAAGCCAAGCAUACUUCCCGAAUUGGGUCUACAACGAACUCGUGGAUGGAAAAGUUGAACUCGGAAACGCGACAGAGGACGAAGAAAUGUUAGCGAAGAAGAUGAUAACAGUAGCAUUGUGGUGUAUACAAAUGAAUCCUGGUGAUCGUCCUUCGAUGAACAAAGUUGUAAAAAUGCUGGAAGAAGAUUUAGAAAGUUUACCAUUACCUUCCAAACCUUCUCUUUGGCCAGAACAAUUUGUAUGUGAAAAUGAAGAAGAUGGCUAUAUAGGUGAUACAUGGGCAUCGUCUGUUCCUCUUCCUUCUUCUGAAUCAACCAGUUUACUUGCAAAUUCAUAUUGACUGACAUCAAAUCCAAAAUGACCCAGUACUUUCCAUUUUUUCUUUAUUUUGUCCCUAGGCGGUUUUGUUUCUUUACUUGGUUGCUAUACUUUCAAAUACAAUUUUAUAAAGUCCUUCUCCUUAAGGAAAUCUUGUUAACAUUGCCUA